This is a messenger RNA of Hibiscus syriacus, 672 nucleotides long. Its product is annotated as thiamine thiazole synthase, chloroplastic-like. The record is from RefSeq and is a predicted model, not a curated record. NCBI's taxonomy places the organism in Eukaryota, Viridiplantae, Streptophyta, Magnoliopsida, Malvales, Malvaceae. The transcript is spliced from 3 exons. The coding region runs from base 1 to 555 and encodes 184 amino acids.
AUGAGCAACCUCUUGGCCCGCCCCAACGUGAAGCUAUUCAACGCCGUGGCGGCAGAGGAUUUGAUAGUGAAUGAUGGCAGAGUGGGCGGCAUUGAGACGAACUGGGCCCUGGUGUCGAUGAACCACGAUGUUGAAAGCGACACACAGUCCUGCAUGGACCCUAAUGUGAUGGAGGCCAAGGUGGUGGUGAGCUCUUGUGGUCAUGAUGGACCAUUUGGUGCCACCGGGGUGAAGAGGCUGAAGAGCAUCGGGAUGAUCGACAGCGUGUCGGGGAUGAAGGCACUCGAUAUGAAUACAGCCGAGGAUGCUAUCGUGACGCUGACUAGGGAAAUUGUGCCCAGGAUGAUUGUAACUGGGAUGGAAGUAGCAGAGAUUAAUGGAUCUCCAAGAAUAGGUCCAACAUUCGGAGCAAUGAUGAUAUCUGGGCAAAAGGCAGCUCAUCUUGCACUGAAAGCAUUAGGAUUGCCUAAUGCACUUGAUGGAACAUAUCCCGGAAGCAUUCACCCGGAGCUGAUCUUGGCUGCCGCUGUUUCCGCCGAGACCGCCAACGCUUAGCCGUAGUUGGUCGAUGGCUGCAAUGGUAGUGGCUUAGCUGCUAUGGAGAUGAGGAAUUUGAAUAAUGUGCAAAGUUGUUGGUAGGAUUCGAAAUAGUCUCCUGUAACUUGAUAGCAA